Molecule: messenger RNA, 1023 nt
Organism: Cladophialophora yegresii CBS 114405
Lineage: Eukaryota; Fungi; Ascomycota; Eurotiomycetes; Chaetothyriales; Herpotrichiellaceae
Exons: 1
Coding region: 1-1023 (340 amino acids)
Source: RefSeq, a predicted model, not a curated record
AUGACUGGGUCCAAAACUCUGAUCUUGACAUCGACCUACCCCUCGGGGUUCUCCCCACGGCCGACAGCUCAUGAACGACUACGCCGCCGGUUCAUCACAAUAUUGCAUGGUGCGAGCUGGCUGGCUAGCUUGAUCGCCAUCUCGCUCUUUGCGGCGGCCAUUCCUGCGUGGAACAAGAAUUUCUUCCACAGUACUGGCCCGAACCGCGGCGACUGGACCGACGGCAUGUCACUGGGACCGCUGACUUUCGCCAUGCUCUACCACGCUGUUGUCUUAAUUCGAGGUCGAAUGCGGAAAGCCCAGCGGUCCGACGUCAGCACAAGUUAUUGCCCCUCACUGAGCCAGCCAUCCCUGAUUAUCCACAUUACUGUCCCAUGUUUGGUUCUGCUCAGCCUGUUGCCGGCAUUGUUCCUGGCGGCUUAUGGUUCACUAUUUCGCUUCUGGCAGCCAGCGAAACGCACGCAGUCCGGCAUUCUCGUUUGCAACAUGCUCAACAUCUUUGCGCGGGAGUGCGAGCCAACCUUGUACGACAUUGGCAGCCUGCAAAUCGCCGGAAUUACGUUCGGGAUACUAGUGUGGAUCUUUCAUUUUGCCCUGCUGCUGGUGGGUCUCCGACAAUUGAGACGCGCCCGGCUCGCCAAACAGCUGCAGAGGGAGAAGAUGGCUCAGUAUGCCCGGGGCGAAGAGAGAUCGUCGCGUAGGAGCCGACGAGGCUACGGCAGGGCGAAGGGAUCCACCGACCGCGAUGGUGCAGGAGACCAUGGCGCUUGGCACCAGCAUCCGCGUCCCGACCGGUACCAGCGAAGUGGUUCGAGUUCUAGCUCGAACUCUAAGUCUCGGUCGGGGUCUCAAUCAGGAUCAAGAAGCAAUUCGCUUGUGGGAGGAGUCGGUGAAGCACAGCGUGGUAGGACAGAGGCCAGCCCCCAAGGCGAACGACAGCUUCAGAACCACCAGGAGGUGCCUAUUUUCUUCAUUCAGGCCCCCGACGCAUCGCACGCGCCCACGUCGAGGCGACCUGGAUGA